UCCUCCCCGGACCUGAAUAAGCGUUGCACACCAAACAGGCAUGGCGUCCUUCAACCACAGGCGUUUGUAACAGACCUUCAUCUGUGUGCCCUUCUGUAUUUAUUUGAGGUAGUUUUUUGUGCAGCUGGUGAGAUAUUCGUCCCAAUGGCGACCAGGAGCGUGUGUCAAGUCUUCCAACGGCGCUUUGCAUCAGCCGCAGCAUCUUUGCGUGCAUCGCCUGCCGAGAUACGCAGCCAGCGCAAUGCCAUUUUCUCCAGAGAGCAGGCCAGGCAGAGAGCUCUGUACCCUCGCAUCGAGAAGAUAGAAGUGUCCAUGCAUGGCCCGGGACUGGAUGGCACCCUGCUCAUCAUGAACAAAGGCAUGUCAACUCCACUGAGCUGCGCCAGACAUCUGACCGAAUAUCACGUGAAAAACUCUACUCUGGCCCUGGUGGAUGGAGAACCAUGGCCUCUUCACCAGCCCCUCACCCAAUCCUGCUCACUCACUCUGCUCACGUUUAAAGACAACGACCCAACACUGGUCAAUCAGGCCUACUGGCGUUCCUGUGCCGCCCUGCUGGGUCAGGUGAUGGAAACUGCGUUCAAGGAUGAAUAUACUGUGGAGCUGCUCAGCACACCAGAAGUGCCAGUCAUUUCAGGGGCCUUCUGCUGUGAUGUGGUGCUCGACCCUCAGCUGGACUCAUGGACUCCCUCUGAGGAGUCCUUGCGCUCUCUGACUAGAGGGGCCCAGAAGCUGAUCCACCAGGACCAGGCCUGGGAGCCUUUGGAAGUGGUGCCCUCUGUGGCGCUGGAGGUCUUCUCACACAGCAGGUGUAAACAGGAAGAGGUGGAACAGAAAGCUUCACAAAGUCCCAAAGGCACCGUGAUGCUCUACAGAUGUGGUGACCAUGUGCUGCUGAGUGGAGGCCCUCUGGUGGCCAGGACUGGCCUGUGCUCCCAGUACGAGGUGACGGCCCUCCAUAACCUGGGACAGGGAUCCUGGGGUCUGCACCGUCGAGUACAGGGCCUCUCUCUGCCUCUGCAGCUGCAGGCUCAUCACACAGUCUGGAGGAAACUGAGGCAACGGGCAGAGAAACUGGUGGACGCGCCCGUACCUGAAGCAGUGGCUGCUGCUCCUGAAGUGACUAACCCUCCAGACUCAACUCAGCCUCCAACCAGCCAGUAACCUCGUCUGUGUAACCUUCCACACACACAUAUACAUACUCUGACAUGUAUCCGACUGUACCAUUUGUUCAAUAAAUGUAUAAAAAAUAUCUGAUAAAUCA
Molecule: messenger RNA, 1264 nt
Organism: Stegastes partitus (bicolor damselfish)
Lineage: Eukaryota; Metazoa; Chordata; Actinopteri; Pomacentridae
Gene: mrpl39
Product: mitochondrial ribosomal protein L39
Exons: 10
Coding region: 145-1164 (339 amino acids)
Cellular component (GO): mitochondrion
Molecular function (GO): RNA binding; nucleotide binding
Source: RefSeq, a predicted model, not a curated record